ACCUUUCUCUCUUAUGCUCGCAGAUCCGAAAUCGUCGUCGCACUACCUCGAUUUUCUUAAUUUCAUCGAUAACCUCGCAACUCCGAUUUAUCUUGUGCCGCAAACUUAACUCCGCCAAUUCCACCUACUACCAAUCCAGUUCUAUCCAUUGCCGUAUUCCGCGUCCCGUAUUUCCUGCGAUAAUAGAAUCAAAGUGUUCACGACUUUGUAGUCAUCAUGGAGGACGAGGAUCACCUCAAGGAUGGCUUAGAGGGCCUUGCUGUCGACACGACACCCGCGUCGCGACAGACUACGGUCAAGAAAGAGAGCGAAAGCACCGCGUCAUCACCGAAUGCUAGCAAAGAAUCUAGGUCAGGAAGUAUGUCGCCUGAUGACCAAAAGGCGCGCAGUGAUAGUGCAUCUACUCCCGACGGUCAUCCACCAAAAAUUACUCGCAAAGCACCUCAAAAGAUGGCGCCUCGACCCGUUCAACUCUUUAACGAUUUACCCGAUGUCACCACAGAAUCUUUUCGUCAUUUCCAGGUUAUCCCGGACUGUCUAUAUGGCUCUAAGGCUCUUGGAUCGACGGAUCACGACGCGCUGGAUUGCGAUUGCAGCGAAGAGUGGCGGGAUGGCAUGAACCAUGCCUGCGGUGAUGAUUCGGAUUGUAUUAAUCGAGCAACGAAGAUGGAGUGCGUAGAUGGCGAUUGCAAUUGCGGCGAUGGCUGUCAAAAUCAACGAUUUCAGCGCAAGCAAUAUGCUAAUGUUUCGGUCAUUCAAACCGAAAAGAAGGGAUUCGGCCUCCGAGCUAACACCACUCUUGAAGCUAAUGACUUCAUUUUUGAGUACAUCGGAGAGGUUAUUAACGAGCCAACCUUCCGAAGGAGGACUAUCCAAUAUGAUAAGGAAGGUAUUCGGCACUUCUACUUCAUGUCACUGACCAAGAAUGAAUUUGUAGACGCGACUAAGAAGGGUAAUCUUGGUCGUUUUUGCAAUCAUUCAUGUAACCCGAACUGCUACGUGGAUAAAUGGGUUGUUGGCAACAAACUUCGCAUGGGCAUUUUUGCCUCGAGAACAGUUCGACCUGGCGAGGAAUUGGUCUUCAAUUACAACGUCGACAGGUACGGAGCCGACCCCCAACCCUGCUACUGCAGGGAACCAAACUGCAUUGGAUUCAUCGGAGGUAAGACCCAAACAGAGCGGGCAACGAAACUGUCCGAUGCAACCAUCGAAGCUUUGGGUAUUGACGAUAGCGAUGGCUGGGAUAUUGCCGUCGCAAAGAAACCGCGCAAGAAGAAGGUUACGGAAGAUGAUGAGGAGUACGUUAAUAGCGUCCAAGCUCGUGGACUGGAUGAGAAAGAUGUCACUAUAGUAAUGGCGACUCUCAUGCAGUGCAAGGAGAAAUGGAUUGCGGUCAAAUUGCUAGAGCGUAUCCAGCAUAGCGAUGAUGACCGAGUACGCAACCGAGUUGUGCAGAUGCACGGCUAUCAAAUUCUGAAGACCGCCCUGAACACCUUCCUAGACGACAACAACGUCGUUCUCCAGAUUCUCCAGAUUCUGUAUCAAUUCCCUCGGUUAACUAGGAACAAGAUAUUCGAUUCUAAGAUCGAAUCGACUAUCCAGUCCCUAACAGAAUCAGAGCACGAAAAUGUAGCUUCCGAAGCUACAAGAUUGUUAGAUGAAUGGAGUAAGCUGGAGAUAGGGUAUCGAAUUCCCCGAAAGAAGAUGGACCCAAAUGCACAAUCAACGCCGAGUGCACAGCCUGUUAAUUCUUUUGAAGAACGCCGCGGAAAUCGUUCAGAAGAAACACCCGCCAAGAACACUUUCACUCUCCCGGAGAAUAUUCCCAAGGGUCCACGAAGCAAUGUCCCUCAACGAAACCAGAACUAUUUCAAUAGUCAACGCUUCCGCCGACCCCAGGUCCAGAAUCUUCCUCCUGGUUGGUUUGCAGCCACUGAUAAGCGGGGGAAUUUGUAUUACUACACCCGUAACGGCGUCACAACAUGGCAAAAGCCGACUGCACCACCCGAGUCGGCCCAGUCACAACUCAAAGGACCGUCUAUAGCAGAACAACGACAGAAGACAUUGCAAGACAUCAUUGACUCUGUGACGAAGCCGGACAGUGCCCCUCGGCGAUCAGCAUCUCAAACCCCGCAAACUAGCACACCUACUCAAGAGCCCAAGAAAGAAAAGUGGCGCUCUCUUCCAGUUGAGAAGCAGAUGAAGAUCUACGAGAACACGCUUUUCCCGCAUGUAAAGUAUGUCAUGGAUAAGUUCCGCCAUAGACUCCCUAGGGAGGACCUAAAGAAGUUUGCCAAAGAUGUCAAUAAGAAACUAGUUGCAUCGGACUAUAAGAACCACCGUGUGGAAGAUCCGACAUCGAUUACCGAGAAGCAGGAGAAAAAAGUCAAGAAAUAUGUCAAGGAUUUCUUUGACCGUGCAGUCGAGAAAUACAAGGCACAUGAGAAAAAGAAGGCGGAACGAGCUAGCCAUGCACACGGCGUAGCACAGCCAAGCGACAGCGCCGACUCUAUUAUAGCAGCAGCCGCCAAGGACGAAGAUCUCGUGAUGACAGACGACGAGACCGGUUCAACGCCUAACAGCCUUGAUAGGAAGCGAAAGCGUGAAGAUGACGUAGCAGGCUCUCCUAGUGUGACACCCUCCGAGACACCUUCCAUGAAGCGCCUCAAGGAGGAGGAGGCUGACGUUCCGAGUCCUCCGCCUCCGCCUCCCCCACCUAUUGACGGCGAAGCUUCGUUGGAUAUGGCGACUGAGCAUGUCAAGGAAAUUGGCGGACUUGAUGAUCCCUUACUUCACGAAGAUGAUGAGCAGCGCAUAGCUGCAGAAACGGAACGACAGAAGCUGCGAGAAGAAGAAGCAGCCCUUGAACGAGAGAACGAGCUUAACAUGCUCGAUUUCGAACGAGAACAAGAAGAGCAUGAUGCAAAUGGCAAGGUGGUGAAUGGGAUCCUCCAUGUGGGUGAAGGAAUUUCUCGAGCACAGGAGAAUUCGGGUAGUGGUUUGGAUUCGGCUGGAGAGGACAGUGCUGCGAUUCAGCAUAGCGCUAGGAAGCAUGAAGUUAUGAGCCACUAGGCAUGUACAGGCGUCGUGGGUUGCCCUAUUGCAUCGAAUUGCUAGGCCUUGUCCAGUAAACCCCACUCCCACUUGAGUUAGGCCUUACAACUAAAACACCCGAAGGGGGAAGCCCUCUUAUUUAAUACGACCAUAACAACCUUGGCGAUAAUCAUGAAGACGAUUCACAUCAUCGACUCUUCAUUGUCUACUAGAUCACAUUUUGCGUACCAACUUCUACUUAAUCCAUUUCCCGGGACGGUUUUUACGGUUUUCUCAUACUAUACAAAGGUCGCCGACUGUACUUUGAUUGCAUUUUCCCGGACAAGGGGGGGU
Messenger RNA from Annulohypoxylon maeteangense, 3387 nucleotides. RefSeq lists its product as uncharacterized. The transcript has 3 exons. NCBI's taxonomy places the organism in Eukaryota, Fungi, Ascomycota, Sordariomycetes, Xylariales, Hypoxylaceae. Bases 217 to 3072 code for a protein of 951 amino acids. The record is from RefSeq and is a predicted model, not a curated record. Gene Ontology annotation, cellular component: chromatin; chromosome; nucleus. Gene Ontology annotation, molecular function: histone H3K36 methyltransferase activity; protein binding. Gene Ontology annotation, biological process: regulation of DNA-templated transcription.